Messenger RNA from Schistosoma turkestanicum, 2164 nucleotides. The record is from the annotation of a GenBank genome assembly. Lineage: Eukaryota; Metazoa; Platyhelminthes; Trematoda; Strigeidida; Schistosomatidae.
CUGAUAUUUGACCCGCUAACAUAUUAUCUCUUAGUAUUCAAAAACCACUUAUAUCAUGGGACAUAGAAAUUCAUAAAUAACAACCAAUUGAUUUGAAUUAGUGCAGUUGAGGUGAUAGACUACCACCCAUUGGACAUCACCAAAUACCUGGAAUGGCACCGAACUAAUUAAAAGCUAGCUCAAAGAAAUUAGCUGGUUUAUAUUUGCUUGUGUGGAGAUAUUGGAUAUUGAAAUCGACUAAAAAUAUUCGCGUCUUGUCUGACACUGUUGGCUACUGUAAAUGGAGAACCCCUUCGCAGAUCCAGUGGCGAAGUUGGCACCGACUAACUCUCAUGAUAACCCUCCGAUUUCUCGAGUUGAUACGGAUGUCCUAGAUAAAUAUAACCCAUUUGAGGCCAGUGGGGACACUAAGCAGGGUAGUCAUACCGCUAAUUCUGUGCCACCAUAUCCAUACACUGCCACUCAGGCUCAAAAAAUUACAACCGCAGAGCUCGAACGUCGUCAGAGAGAGCUGGAUGCAAAGGCUGCAGAACUAGCACGAAAAGAAGAAGAACAACGAACAAGAGAGGAACAAAACCGAUCAGCGUCCCAAGGUAUUGCAGCCAAGAAUUGGCCUCCGCUACCAUCCUUCUUUCCUUGUAAUCCUUGCUUUUAUCAAAACAUUGAAACAGAAAUAGUACCAGAGUACAAAAAUGUAGUCAAGUUUGGAUAUUAUUUAUGGAUGUCAUACGCUUGUUUGUUGUUUGUGAACUUGUUCACAGCAAUGAUAUACUUUGCCGGUACUUCUCAAUACUAUGGAGGAAGUUUAUUUGGUGUUGCUAUUCUCGUAUUCAUAGUUUGUAUACCAUCGUCGUAUGUGUGUUGGUUCAGACCAUUAUACAAAGCUUUUAGGAGUAACAGCUCAAUCAAUUUCUUCAUAUUUUUCAUCGUUUUUGGUAUUCAAGUUUUAGUUAUGAUCAUACAAUCAAUCGGUAUCUUAAAUUGGGGCUCUUGUGGAUGGAUUACCGGUUUGGCAGUAGUCAAAUCUAGUCCGGUAAUUGGAGUUAUAACAUUGUUGGUAGCAUGCUUGUUUACCGCUGUCACAGGAGUAUCGGCUUGGUAUCUAAUGCACGUACAUCGCAUCUAUCGUAAUACAGGUGCUAGUUUUGGUAAAGCUAAAGAAGAAUUUGCUCAUGGUGUAGUAUCAGAUCCUUUAAUAAGAAAUAAAGCAAUGGAAGCUGGGCUGUUUGCAGCACGUCAAGCUACUGCAGGUGGUGGUGGUCCAUCAACAACUAACUGACAAUAGAUCUUAAAUAAAUAUAAUAUGAAUAAAAAAAUUUCAUUUUUCUCAUGAAUGAAAAUUUGUUUUUAUUCGCUUGCUUGCUUAUUUAUAUUACCUUAACAAUGAUUGUUUUCUGUCACAAUACUCUCUUUCUACGGUGUCAUUGUCGUUAAUCAUUGUGAGCAUUUGUUGAUUUGUAUGUUGUGUUGUAUUGUGUUGUAUUGUAUUGUUUGAUGAUAGAAUAGAUAGAUAGAUGGUAUUAAUAAUGUAUUUCUCAACUUGAACACUUACACAUUGAACAACAUUCAAUUCUUUUCAAAAUAUGCUAAAUACACUACUCAUUCUAUGCUUGUUGCUAGGAUAUUCAUUCAAAUAUCCAAAGAGAAUUAAUUAUUGGUUGAUUCCGAUUGGUCAAUUUUAUGGUCGUACUAGAUAUAUCAAUGUCAUCAUAUACACCAAUUGCUAUGAUAAAUAUUUCUUUACCACAUUGAACAGUCAUUCAUUCAAAAGUUUUUUUGACUUUUAAUUCUCUCUCUCUCUCUCUAUAUAUAUAUAUAUAUAUAUAUAUUAUUUUUUAAUUUAUAUUAUUUAUUCCAUGGAAUAUUUUUGUAAUAUGUUUGUUGUGUUGUAAUUUCCACAAACAUCUUUAGAUACUAACCUGGUUAGUAAUUGAAUUUUUAAAUCGUGGAAAAAAGCUUACCAGUUGUUGGUAAACGUAACUUUAAAUGAGAGAAAAAUUUCUUGAACCAGUAUCAAAAUAUAGUUAAGACAUAAUUAUAAGCGUCAUUUUAUCAUAAAGUGAUGUUAGUAUGAAUGUUUUUGGGGUAGCCAAGAAGUUAAAGAAGAUUAAGCUGCAACCUUUUUCUUUUGAAACUACUCCAAAACUCAUUCCUUUAAAUGGGA